UAUUUUUAAAAUAUGGGAAAAUACAAAAAACCUGCUAUACGAAAUAAAAAGAAACUUGUUGAUGAAAUAAGUGAUCCUGAAAUGGCUUAUAUGAAACGUCAACUAGAAAUAUUAAAAGCUGAUAAUGAACGGUUGCGAAAAGAACGACUUAAAAAUGACCAAAACUCCAGUAAAACUUUAGCUUUAACUGUAGCAAGCAUUGGUAAAAAUUCUAAAGCUAAACAUAUUAAUAACCAUAAAAAAUCAAAUAAGGAGAUUAGUGACUCUGAAACUAAUAUUUCAAAUAAUCAAAAAGUAUACAAAUAUAACAAAACACGUAAAAUUAUUAAUGUUUCAGAAAAUUCUGAGACAGAUGAGUUGACUUAUAAGCAAGUAUUAAAGAAGCGCAAACAUCGCAAAAACAAACAAGCAAAUAAAGUAACAACUAUAUCUAGUGAUUCUGAAACAAAUAAUGAACAAAUAUUAUUAAAAAAAUAUAAAAAGAAAAUAAAUGAUAAUGAAAGUGAUAUUGAAGAUAUGUCAAUUUCUCAAAAAACGAAGACACCAAUUGCAAAACCAACUAACUUGAAAUGGUAUGAUCUGCCAAAGCUAUUGUCACUUGAUAAUAAAGUUUAUGCAUCGUAUAGAGUAAGUUUAAGAUAUUAUUUAAUUAUAUCCAAAUAUUCUAUGAUGCAUUGUUAUAAUAUUAUCAUUAUUAUUUGAGAGUGCUAUGCGUGAAUUUAUAGCAGAAAAAUGGAAUGGAAAUACUCCAGAAUAUCGCAAGAUAAGUAUGACUAAAAAAC
This is a messenger RNA of Rhizophagus irregularis DAOM 181602=DAOM 197198, 782 nucleotides long. NCBI's taxonomy places the organism in Eukaryota, Fungi, Glomeromycota, Glomeromycetes, Glomerales, Glomeraceae. The record is from RefSeq and is a predicted model, not a curated record.